GCACCUCUCAAAGAAAGGGGGAGUACAAAACGUUAGCCAGAGUUAUGAAAGAUACUGCCGGUAUUUUGGAGCUUCCAAUUGACGAUCUGUUGGCUAAACGAUAUGAGAAGAGAAUGAGGAUGACUGUCCAAUCGAGAUUUCUCGGGAUGACUCGCUCGUCAAGAAGUGCGGCACUGUCAGCUGGUGGUUCGGUCUGUUCUUUGGAUUCCCGAGAUUCUUUUUUGGAUUUGUCGGAAAAUGAAACGGAUGACUCGGAUGCGGCCAGCAACAGGUCUUCGCCCAUCGAAACUGAAGACGACGAUACUUUCAAUUUUCCUGAGUUAAAUCCGAAUCUUUUGGCAAAAAUUGAAGCCGCGAAACAACGUUGGAGAGUAUUUUUUGAUUCCCGUCGGUGGAACCCGUUAUCCGAAGACGAAAUUUCAGAUCGUGCCUGUGAAGAUUUCCCUUCAGAUGACGAUUACGCUCCGUCUUCCUGUUGCGACGAUUCGGAUUUCAGUAGCAUUGAAAACCAAGCAGAUGAGAGUGAAACAGAUGGCCGAUCGGAAACAUAUUUUGACUCUUCCCUUUAUCUUGCAUCAGAAGACUAUUCCGAUGCGCCGAGUCCUCCAGCUUCCUCGUUUUCGAGUGUGUCUACCCCUUUGUUGCAGUUUUCAGGUGCGCCAAGCCAACCGAAGGAAGUUAUUCGGAACGAAGAUCGUUAUCCUCUCAUGGAACUCGUCAGUUUCAGCGUUCGUAGCAAUAGCUCAACAGAUGACAUUGCCGAGAAUAUCAAUCGAGUUAUAAAAAAGCUCGAUGUUGACAUGUAUUGCGCUAAUACUGCCAUGAAGCCCAGCAGUAUGGAACAAGAAGAAGAGGAGUAUGUGGUCGAAGAAGAAAUCGAAAUCCCUCAAGAAACAUUAGUCAAAAGAACUAGCCAGAAUUACAGCGCAACAUCUGGUAUUCAGCUAAGCAGCUACGCGUGUGUAUUGGAAGAAAACACCGACCGUCCAGAGCUGUCUUUCGGUUCUAAUCUAAACAGAAUGAAGGCGAAGAAGAAAAAUCGACUCAGCUGUUCAUCAACGAAAACCACCCAACCCCCAUUUUUCACCCCCACUGCCAAUAGCUGGUUCUACGCCUAA
Messenger RNA from Daphnia magna, 1118 nucleotides. RefSeq lists its product as uncharacterized. NCBI's taxonomy places the organism in Eukaryota, Metazoa, Arthropoda, Branchiopoda, Diplostraca, Daphniidae. The transcript is spliced from 5 exons. The coding region runs from base 45 to 1118 and encodes 357 amino acids. The record is from RefSeq and is a predicted model, not a curated record.